AUGGCGGAGUCUGUUGACGAUACGAGCUGGAUCACAGAUCUGGAGACAGCACUGAUAGAAGAAUGUGACUUUGGGACGCUCAGAAACAUCUGUAAAUGUCGUCCAGUACCAGAUCACCUGAGAGCAGAGGUGUGGCAGAUAUGCCUGAAUGUACAGAACAAAGGCGACAGUAUGGGGACAUUUGAUGGCCUUUAUGAUAUGGAAGAACAGGGACUUGUGAGAGAGGAUUGUCGCACACUUGUUGAUAAACUUGGCAAUGAAGAAGAAGAUAAAGUGUCGAUUGUCAGUGAUCUGGAAUCCAUAGCAACAUUCUUCUCAAAAUCUAGGAAUGAAAAGUACACAUCAGAAAAUGGCUGGCUAGAUAUCUUGCAACCUUUGUUGUCUCAGAAACUGGGACGAGGAGAAGUGUACAAUUGUUUCUACUCCUUAACCAACAAAUACAUCCCUAGAGACUGUAAGAAGAAUGGAAAGCCGUUCCAUUUGUUCCGCCUGCUGUUACAGUAUCAUGACCCAGAACUCUGUUCCUUUCUAGAUACAAAGAAAAUCACGCCAGACACCUACGCACAGACCUGGUUCCGUAGCUUAUUUGCUGCCACGUGUGACCUUCAGGUCAUCAAGUACAUGUGGGAUGUGUAUUUCCAGCACGGUGAUCCCUUCUUAGUCUUCUUCAUGGCGCUCGUCAUUCUCGUCAAUGCAAGGGACCAACUGAUAUCAAGUGAAGGAGAGAGCAAACAGAAUCUGAUAGAAAUGUUGACAACAUUUCCUGGAGGACUGGAAGCCGAAGACAUUGAAGAUUUCUGCUCUCUCGCCCAGUACUAUGCCUCUAAAACACCACAGUCAUUCCGCAGGGAUUACCAAGGACCACUUUUUGGCACAAGUAUGAUCCCAGUCAGUGAAGCGUUUGGAGUCCAGGUUUCUCAGGCUCUUUGUUUACCUGUAUCAGUGGCAGAACUGUUACAGGCUAACAAAUCUUUAAGUGGAGAUGCAGUGAGGUACUUCAUUGUGGACUGUAGACCUGCAGAACAGUACAACCGUGGACACCUUCCCACGGCCUUCCACCUAGACGCAGACCUUAUGUUACAAAACCCAGUGGAGUUCAACACAGCUGUGCAGGCAUUGCUGGCCGCCCAACAACAGGCCAUCUUGUCUAGUAGAACAAGUGAUGUGGAAAAUGGGGAAGAUUUCACAAGCAGUGUUAAGAAUGACGGUGGGGAGGGAUCAUUAUUUGGAAAACUUACCAGUGUAGUGAAGAAUAAAAGUAUUGUGAUGAAGCAGAAACUCACAGACUACAUCAAAAACGAACACCAGUUACCAGUGAGACAUGUCAGUGAUACUGACAGAGUUGGUAAGCGAUACCGGAACAUGGAAAAUGUUUUUUCUAUAGACGAUGAUGAUGCCGAAGACCAAACAGUGAGUUCAUCAGAUGACGAGAGAAAAGAAACAAUAAGUUUGGAGACUUGGCUAAAGAAACCAGACGUUGUGUACACUUGUAAAUGUCAGGAAGUGAUAUCCAAUGGUUACAUGUUCCCCACGUAAGUUUUACUAUCAUAUCUCACA
Ylistrum balloti is the source of this 1557-nucleotide messenger RNA. RefSeq names its product TBC1 domain family member 23-like. The annotation marks the transcript as partial. The transcript is spliced from 15 exons. Gene Ontology annotation, cellular component: trans-Golgi network. Gene Ontology annotation, biological process: retrograde transport, endosome to Golgi. NCBI's taxonomy places the organism in Eukaryota, Metazoa, Mollusca, Bivalvia, Pectinida, Pectinidae. The record is from RefSeq and is a predicted model, not a curated record.